AGCCGAGAGGCGGCGUUUGCUGCGCUGGUCGUAUUCCCGCCGGGAACGUGGGGCGGGAAGGCCGACUCCUGCUCUCCCGCAGCUCAUCCUGUUCGGGCUGAGCAACCAGAUGGUGGUGACGUUCAAGGAGGAGAACACGGUGGCCUUCAAGCACCUCUUCCUGGAGGACUACACGGACGGCGCCGACGACUCGUACGCCGUGUACACGCAGCGGCAGCUCUACGCGCGCGUCUUCUACGCCGUGGACAAGUACUUGGCCAUCGCCAACGAGACGGUGGGGCGCUACGCCUACGUGCGGCCCGAGCGCGGCGCCAACCGCUCGGCGCUCAUGCUCUGCCAGCACUUCUACCGCAAAGGGCGCAUCGACCCCGCCAACGACACCUUCAACAUCGACCCCAAGAUCGUCACCGAGUGUCUGGGAGUGGAGCCGCAGGAGCCGCAGCCGCUGCCGCCGGAGCUCGACCGCAGCUACAGGAAUUUCACCCUCAAAUUCCACAAGCUCAUCAACGUCACCAUCCAGUUCAAGCUGAAGGCCAUCAACAUCCAGACCAUCAUCAACAACGAGAUCCCCGACUGCUACACCUUCACCAUCACCAUCACCUUCGACAACAAGGCYCACAGCGGCCGGGUGAAGAUCCGCUUGGACAACCGGGCGGACAUCAAGGAGUGCAAGGACCCCAGCGUCUUCGGACGAGGUGACAACUCCUUCCGGCUCUUCUUCGACGUCGUCGUCAUCCUCGUGUGUUCGCUCUCCUUCAUCCUCUGCGCCCGCUCCAUCAUCCGGGGCCUCCUGCUGCAGCACGAGUUCAGCCGGUUCUUCCAGCGCCGCUACAAGCAGAGCCUGGCCCUCUCGGACCGCAUGGAGUUCCUCAACGGCUGGUACAUCCUGCUGGUGGUCAGCGACGUCCUCACYGUGCUGGGCACCGUCAUGAAGAUCGGCAUCGAGUCCAAGAACUUUGCCAGCUACGACGUCUGCAGCAUCCUGCUGGGCACCUCCACGCUGCUGGUGUGGGUGGGCGUCAUCCGCUACCUCACCUUCUUCCAGAAGUACAACAUUCUCAUCGUGACGCUGCGGGUGGCCCUGCCCAACGUCAUCCGCUUCUGCUGCUGCGUGGCCGUCAUCUACCUGGGCUACUGCUUCUGCGGCUGGAUCGUGCUGGGCCCCUACCACGUCAAGUUCCGCUCCCUCUCCAUGGUGUCCGAGUGCCUCUUCUCCCUCAUCAACGGCGACGACAUGUUCGUCACCUUCGCMGAGAUGCAGCAGAACAGCUACCUGGUGUGGCUCUUCAGCCAGAUCUACCUGUACACCUUCAUCAGCCUCUUCAUCUACAUGGUGCUCAGCCUCUUCAUCGCCCUCAUCACCGGCUCCUACGAGACCAUCAAGCACCAGUGCGAGGGCGAGACGCCCGUGUCCCAGCUCCACGCCUUCAUCGCCGAGUGCAAGGACAGCCCCAAGUCGGGCAAGUACCGCCGCGAGAGCCCCUCGGCCUGCUCCGUCUUCUGCUGCUGCGAGAGGGCUCCGCUGGCGGACAACACGCUGCUGGUGAACUGAGGACCCCCCCGGCGCCGCAUGGACCCUUGGGGGCCCCCUCAGCCCCCCGCUUUUAUUUAUUUUAACGUCGGCUUUUAAUGAGCACCGGAGCCCGCCGCCCACUCCCGAGGGGCCGGCACCCCCCGGCGCCCCCUUUUCCAGCACCCACGUGGAUGAUCCUGGCACCCACGUGGAUGAUCCCGGCUCUAUUUCCAGGACAGACAGGGGGGUUUUUCCCCCCCUUUCCAGCACCCAAACUGCAACUAUGGGGCUCGGUCUCCGGGUGCUGUCCCCAGGGACCACCCCGCUGGAUUUGGGAGCCGCCUCCGGAGGCCGGAGCUGAAGGCCGCUUUGUUUGGGCUCCCGGUGCCGGGCACGGGCCGGCGCCUCCGUCUCGCUCCCGGGGCCGGGUCAAGGGCCCGUUUUGUAACUGAAAGCCUGGCCUGGAGCCCGGCCAGCUGCUGCCUCC
Molecule: messenger RNA, 2000 nt
Organism: Nothoprocta perdicaria
Lineage: Eukaryota; Metazoa; Chordata; Aves; Tinamiformes; Tinamidae
Gene: MCOLN1
Product: mucolipin 1
Exons: 12
Coding region: 110-1552 (480 amino acids)
Cellular component (GO): plasma membrane; lysosomal membrane
Molecular function (GO): NAADP-sensitive calcium-release channel activity
Source: RefSeq, a predicted model, not a curated record